CACAGCGCCGGGCAGAGGGAAGAGACGCACCAAGCUGCUUCACCGGGAGAGAAGAGCGAUCCGAGCAGAGAAAAGGAUGCGUCUCUCCUCUGAUUUCUGACAAGAACUUGGAUUUUUGACAAAUAAUUUGACUGAUUUUUCUCUGCAGAGAGAACUACACAGGGACUGUUUCGACGCAAAGAGCAAGCCAAUGAAUUUUGUCUUGUCUGGUAAGGAUAUACGAAAAGGAGAGACUUGUGAUGAUGCUUAUUUGACAAGAAGUCAGUGGAAUAAGGGAGUCGUGAGAAUAACGAAUUUCUCUUCUUUCAGGGGGAGAAGAUAGACUUUUUUCCGCUACAGUUUGAGAGGAGAGAAAAGGGAGGAAAAAGAGGAAAAGCAGAAGGGCUCACAGACGCAAGAGACAAGAGACUGAGGAGGUAGAAGAGGAUUAACCGAUCAGGAAAGAAAUAAAGAACAAGCAUCUCUAUUGAUUUGUGACACAUUGUAGUGGCAAACGAUUCAGAGAAGCACCGAGGGGAUAUUUUGUUUGUCUUCUUUUUCAUAGAGGAAAGGACACUGCAAAACGACACAGAUGAUGGUUUUCAUGAUGAAGAUCGGACACUGGCUGUGGAAAGUGUGGAUUUGAAGCUCCCCGUUACUUUUUUGUGUUGAAAUGGAACUGAAGGGAGCACAUACAUACUGACGAUAGCCACCGAGAGCGCAGGUUGGAGAGACAACCUGUGCGCCCGUCCCUCCUGCCCGCUCUGCGUCUCUGCUGCCCCCCCUCUCUCUCUCUCUCUCUGUGGAUGUUCACUGAAUUCAUUUUUCGGAUGUGAGGGAUUUAUCUAGUCUAUGUUAGAAGGAGGAGGCAAAGAAAAACGCUUCUCUCUCUCGCUCUCCCUUUCACUCCCCCCGCUCUCUCUGUCCCCCCUCCGUUUUCUGGAUGUGAAGCAGCAUGCGGCCCGGUGAGAGCUUAGAGGGCUCGCGCUCGGCUCGCGGAAGAUGUAUUGAUGCAAAUAAUCUCGCUAAUAGCGUCACGGAACGCUGUCUUGCUCUCCCCUCGUCGAGGAGGAGGAUGAUGAUGAAGAAGAGGGUGACGACGAAGAAGAGAGGGAUGAACGGGAGGAUGACGGACGGAGGAAUGAAGGCGAUGCGCUAUUUUCUCUGGACUCUUGUGCUGUGCUCGCUCUCCUCUCGCGCGCAAGGCUUCAUCUAUACCUGUGGGGGUACACUGAAAGGACGAAAUGGCAGUAUAGAAUCGCCUGGUUUCCCCUAUGGCUACCCCAAUGGAGCAAACUGCACCUGGGUUAUUGUUGGGGAAGAAGGAAGUAGAAUCCAGCUCAUCUUCUUGUCAUUUGCCAUAGAAGAAGAAUAUGACUUCCUGUCCUUGUAUGAUGGACACCCCCACCCUGCUAACUUCAGAACAAGGUUAACAGGCUUCCAGGCUCCUCCCCCUGUCACCAGCACAGGGAAUGUUUUCUCUUUGAGGUUGACCAGCGACUUUGCUGUUUCUGCUCAUGGCUUCAAACUCAACUAUGAAGAACUACACAGUACAUCUUGUGGGAAUCCAGGUGUUCCACCAAAAGCGGUGCUAAGUAGUGGUGGCCGUUUCGCUGUAGGAGACCGGGUGCAAUACAGCUGCGUCCCUGGUUACGUCUUAGACGGUCAUGCUACACUCACAUGCAUAACCAAUGCAGCAAACAUUGCAGUCUGGGAUUUUCCUGCUCCUAUUUGUCGAGCUGAGGACACAUGUGGGGGCACUGUGAGGGGCGGCAGUGGGGUGGUGACCAGUCCCGGUUACCCCGGCAACUAUGGUAACCAAGCCGACUGUACUUGGAUCCUUUUGGCCGAACCCGGAGACACCAUCUCUGUCAUCUUUACAGACUUCCAGACCGAAGAAAAGUAUGACUACCUGGAAGUGGAGGGCUCAGAACCACCAACCAUCUGGUUGUCGGGAAGUAACGUCCCCUCUCCAAUCGUUAGCAGCAAGAACUGGCUCCGACUGCAUUUUGUGACCGAUAGCAACCACCGUUACCGAGGUUUCAGUGCACAUUAUCAAGUGAAGCGAUCAGUAGAUUUUAAAUCGAGGGGCGUAAAAUUAUUCCCUGGCAAAGACUCCAGCAACAAGUUUUCAAUAUUGAAUGAAGGUGGUGUCAGACGGGCGUCUAACUCCUGCCCUGACCCAGGAGAGCCGGAAAAUGGAAAACGCCAUGGAAAUGACUUCAGCAUUGGGAGUGUGGUCCAAUUCAGUUGUGGAGAGGACUACGUGCUGCAGGGCAGUAAAACCAUCAGCUGCCAGAGAGUGGCCGAAGUCUUUGCCGCCUGGAGUGACCACAGACCAGUCUGUAAAGCAAAGACGUGUGGCAGUAAUCUUCAGGGGCCAUCGGGGACCUUUACAUCUCCCAACUUUCCAAUUCAAUAUGAGAGCAAUGCCCAGUGUGUGUGGAUAAUUACAGCAUCAAAUCCAAAUAAGGUGAUCCAAAUCAACUUUGAGGAGUUUGACCUAGAGAUAGCCUAUGACACUCUGACUAUAGGAGAUGGAGGAGAGGUGGGAGAUCCUACAACUAUACUUCAGGUCUUAUCAGGCAGCUUUGUGCCUGACCUGAUUGUCAGCAUGACCCACCAGAUGUGGCUCCACCUCCAGUCAGAUGAGAGUGUUGGAUCUAUAGGAUUUAAGAUCAACUACAAAGAAAUAGACAAAGAGAGUUGCGGUGACCCUGGGACCCCUCUCUACGGAGUAAGAGAGGGCGACAGCUUCUCAAACGGGGGAAUCCUGAGGUUUGAGUGCCAGUUUGGCUUUGAGCUGAUCGGAGAAAAAACCAUCUCCUGCCAAGAUAACAACCAGUGGUCUGCGAACAUACCCAUAUGUAUAUUCCCCUGCAUGUCCAACUUCACAGCUCCCUCAGGAACAGUCCUCUCCCCAGAUUACCCAGAAGGCUACGGGAACAACAUGAAUUGUGUCUGGCUCAUUCAGUCUGAUCCAGGCUCGAGAAUCCACUUGGCAUUUAAUGAUUUCGACCUUGAGGCACCAUACGAUUCCCUGACUGUGAAAGAUGGCGAGACAAAUGAUGCCCCUGUCAUCGGGAGGUUCUCCGGAGCCGAGAGUCCAUCCCACCUGACGUCCAACACCAACACUCUGAGGCUGGAAUUUCAGGCCGAUCACUCCAUGUCUGGGAGAGGAUUUAAUAUCACUUACAGCACGUUUGGCCACAAUGAGUGUCCGGACCCUGGUAUUCCCAUCAAUGCUCGUCGCUUUGGAGACAGCUUCCAGCUCGGCAGCUCCAUCUCUGUGGUGUGUGAGGACGGUUUCAUUAAAACCCAGGGAACCGAGACCAUCUCCUGUCAGCUAGAACGGGGAAAAGUCAUGUGGAGUGGGCCCAUUCCUAAAUGUGAAGCGCCAUGUGGCGGCCAUUACUCUGCUCCGAGUGGGAUCAUUCUGUCUCCUGGGUGGCCCGGUUACUACAAAGACUCCCUCAGCUGCGAGUGGGUGAUCGAAGCUGAGCCAGGACGUUCCAUCAAGAUCACAUUUGAUAGGUUUCAGACAGAGUUGGGUUACGACUUCCUCGAGAUCCAUGACGGGCCGAACCUCCUAUCGCCUCUGGUUGGCUCCUUUAAUGGCACCCAGGUGCCCCAGUUCCUAUUUAGCAGCAGCAACUUCCUUUAUCUCCUGUUUACCACUGAUAACAGCCGCUCCAACGUUGGCUUCAAAAUACUCUACGAAAGUGUUACAGUGGACAGCUAUUCAUGCCUUGAUCCUGGUAUUCCUGUCAAUGGUAUUCGUUAUGGACAAGAUUUUUCCAUCGGAUCCACAGUUUCAUUUGGCUGUGAUUCAGGCUACAGACUCAGCCACGAAGAGCCACUGGUGUGUGAAAAGAACCACUGGUGGAGCCACCCCUUACCAACAUGUGAUGCACUGUGCGGUGGGGAUGUCAGGGGCCCCUGGGGAACCAUCCUCAGUCCUGGCUUUCCAGACAGCUACCCUUCAUCUCUCAACUGUACCUGGACGGUUGAAGUCAGCCAUGGGAAAGGCGUCCAGUUUCAGUUCAACUCCUUUCAUCUUGAGGACCAACAUGACUACCUCUUGGUAACCGAGAACGGGAGCUUCCUGCAACCUCUGGCUCGACUGACCGGCAAUGAGUUGCCUAGCAACAUCAAUGCUGGUCUCUAUGGCAACUUCAAAGCCCAGCUACGAUUCAUCUCUGACUUUUCUAUCUCGUACGAGGGAUUCAACAUAACUUUCUCAGAAUACACUUUGGAGCCAUGUGAGGACCCCGGGAUGCCCAGGUUUGGCCGGAGAAAUGGCUACAGUUUUGGGGUCGGAGACACUUUGUCCUUUUCCUGCAACUUAGGGUACCGCCUGGAGGGGGCGCCAGAGUUGAUCUGUCUAGGUGGAGGGCGUAGAAUGUGGAGUGCUCCUUUACCAAGAUGUGUUGCUGAGUGUGGCUCUUCAGUCAUAAAUAAUGAAGGGAUCCUCUUGUCUCCAAACUACCCAAUGAACUAUGAUAACAAUCACGAGUGCAUCUACAGCAUCCAGGUGCAAGCAGGGAAAGGCAUCAACAUCUCAGCUAGAACAUUUCAUCUUGCCCAGGGGGAUAUUCUCAAGAUUUACGAUGGCAAAGACAACACAGCUCAAGUUCUUGGAGCAUUCACUGGCUCAUCCAUGUUGGGCCUGACUCUGAUUUCCACAUCAAACCACCUCUGGCUGGAAUUUUACAGUGAUGCUGAAGACACUGGAGAAGGAUUCAAACUGGUUUACUCAAGUUUUGAGCUGUCUCAUUGUGAGGACCCAGGUGUGCCUCAGUUUGGAUUCAAAGUCAACGACCAAGGCCAUUUUUCUGGGAGCAGCAUCACAUACAGAUGUGAGCCUGGUUACACUCUGCACGGGGCUUCGGCACUUAAGUGUAUGACAGGUGAAAGGAGAGCCUGGGAUAACCCUCUGCCGUCCUGUAUAGCUGAGUGUGGUGGUCGCUUUAAGGGUGAAUCUUCAGGGAGGAUUCUCUCUCCUGGAUACCCUUUUCCAUAUGACAACAACCUUCGGUGCACUUGGACCAUUGAGGUGGAUUCUGGUAAUAUUGUGAGCCUUCAGUUCUUGGCCUUUGACACGGAAGCCAGCCACGACAUGCUGAAAGUUUGGGACGGCCCGCCUGAGAAUGAAAUGUCUUUAUCAGAGCUGAGUGGAUCUUUGCUUCCAGAGGGAAUCCAUUCCACUCUAAACACAGUCACUGUCCAGUUUGAGACUGACUUUUACAUCAGCAAGUCAGGGUUUGCCAUUGAAUUUUCCAGCUCCGUAGCUACAGCCUGCAGGGACCCAGGUGUACCGAUGAACGGCACGCGCAACGGAGACGGCCGUGAGCCGGGGGAUUCGGUGUCCUUUCAGUGCGACCCUGGAUAUGAGCUCCAGGGAGACGACAAAAUAACCUGCAUACAAGUGGAUAACAGAUACUACUGGCAGCCCAGCCCGCCUGUCUGCAUAGCACCUUGUGGGGGAAAUCUGACUGGCUCCAAUGGGUUCAUACUAUCUCCUAACUAUCCACAUCCCUACCCACACUCAAAGGACUGCGACUGGCUCAUUGCUGUCAACUCAGACUAUGUUUUGUCGCUGGCCUUCAUCAGUUUCAACAUUGAGCCAAACUACGACUUCCUGUACAUCUAUGACGGUCCGGACAGCAACAGUCCUCUUAUCGGGAGCUUCCAGGACAGCAAACUUCCAGAGCGCAUAGAGAGCAGCUCCAACACCAUGCUUCUAGCCUUUCGCAGUGAUGGCUCUGUUUCAUAUACUGGCUUUCACCUGGAGUACAAAGCCAAACUGAGGGAAUCCUGUUUUGACCCAGGGGUGGUUCUGAACGGGACCAGGUUGGGAUCCGAUUACAAGCUGGGCUCGACAGUCACCUUUUACUGUGAAGCAGGAUAUGUUCUGCAGGGCUAUUCGACUCUAACCUGCAGUAUGGGAGAUGAUGGGAGGCCUGGAUGGAACAGAGCUUUGCCUAGCUGUCAAGCUCCCUGUGGAAGUCGCUCUACAGGGUCAGAAGGGACUGUCUUAUCGCCAAACUUUCCCAGAAACUACACUUCCGGACAGACCUGCGUGUAUUCCAUAUCUGUGCCGAGAGAGUUUGUCCUCUUCGGUCAGUUUGUGCUGUUCCAGACAUCUCUGAAUGAUGUUGUGGAAAUCUAUGAUGGACCCACCCAACAAAACACACUACUGUCCUCUCUUUCCGGUUCCCACUCCGGUGAAUCACUGCCUCUGAGUUCAGGAAACCAGAUCACAGUAAAGUUUACCACAGUGGGACCAGAAACUGCCAAGGGAUUCCAUUUUGUCUACCAAGCUGUACCCAGGACAAGCUCCACUCAGUGCAGCUCAGUCCCGGAACCACGCUUCGGGAAACGUCUCGGUAAUGACUUUGCAGUCGGCUCCUUGGUGCAAUUUGAGUGCAACCCUGGAUACGUACUUCACGGCUCCACUGCCAUUCGCUGCGAGAGCGUACCGGACAACCUGGCUCAGUGGAAUGACACCCUGCCAACAUGCAUAGUUCCCUGUGGAGGCGUAUUGACCUCUCGCCGUGGAACCAUCCUGUCUCCAGGCUACCCAGAACCAUAUGACAACAAUCAGAACUGCGUGUGGAAGGUGUCCGUUCCAGAAGGGGCCGGAAUACAGAUACAAGUUGUGAGUUUUGCAACUGAACAUAACUGGGAUUCGCUAGACUUCUACGAUGGUGCCGACAACCAUGCUCCAAGACUUGGCAGCUACUCUGGCACAACUAUCCCCCCUCUCCUGAAUAGCACAUCUAACAACCUCUAUCUCAGCUUUAGCUCUGAUAUAAGCGUCUCAGCUGCUGGAUUUCACCUGGAAUAUACAGCCAUUGGUUUGGAAUCAUGUCCAGAGCCCCAGACACCAAACUAUGGAAUCAGACAAGGAGACAGAUUCAUGGUUGGGGAUGUUGUACAGUUUUCAUGUGAACAAGGAUACUCUCUUCAGGGAAAUGCACAUAUUACCUGUAUGCCUGGACCUGUUAGAAGAUGGAACUACCCUGUACCUCUGUGUAUCGCCCAGUGUGGUGGCUCUAUGAAGGAUGUCAGUGGGGUGAUUCUGAGUCCAGGUUAUCCUGGUAACUAUCCCAGUGGAUUGGACUGCACCUGGAGUGUUAACUUACCUGUUGGCUUUGGUAUUCAUCUCCAGUUUUUAAACUUCUCCACCGAAGCAAUCCAUGAUUACCUAGAGAUCCGUAGUGGAACGCUGGAGACGGGUUCUGUGAUUGACCGGUUCAGCGGUCCAGUUAUUCCUAAGCCCUUGUUCAGCACCACCCACCAAACCACCUUUUUUUUCCACAGCGACUACUCACAAAACAAACCAGGGUUCCACAUCACAUAUCAAGCCUACCAGCUUCAGAGCUGUCCUGACCCACGGCCGUUUCGAAACGGCAUCGUAAUUGGCACAGAUUUCAGCGUAGGGAUGACGGUGUCUUUUGAAUGUCUGCCUGGGUAUUCUCUGAUCGGAGAAGCCUCUCUAACGUGUUUACACGGAAUAAGCAGGAACUGGAACCACCCUUUACCACGGUGUGAAGCCUUGUGCGGUGGUAACAUUACCUCAUUAAAUGGAACCAUUUACUCUCCUGGACACCCGGAAGAAUAUCCAAACUUCCAGGACUGUGUGUGGAGUGUCAGAGUUCCUCCUGGACAUGGAAUUUAUAUCAACUUCACCGUUCUGAGCACAGAACCCAUCUAUGACUACAUCACUGUCUGGGAUGGUCCAGAUCAAUCAUCCCCUCAGAUAGGCCAGUUCAGUGGGAAUACCGCUUUGGAGUCUGUCUACUCAACUUCCAACAUCAUCCUCAUUAAAUUCCACUCUGACUUCUCUGGUUCAGGCUUCUUUGUCUUAAGUUACCAUGCCUACCAAUUAAGGGUAUGCCAGCCUCCCCCAGAAGUACCAAAUGCUGACAUGCUGAUGGAGGAUGGCGAGUUGGAGAUAGGUGACAUCAUCAGAUAUCGAUGCCAUCCUGGUUUCUCAUUGGUUGGCAACGAAAUUCUAACUUGUCGCUUGGGAGAGAGAUUGCAGAUGGAUGCCCCUUCUCCUACAUGCCAAGUUCAAUGCCCCGCUCAUGACGUGCGAUACGACUCAUCGGGUGUCAUCCUGAGCCCAGGGUGGCCGGAGAGCUACCCGAACCUCCAGAUGUGUUCCUGGAGCAUUAAUGUGGAAAAAGGAUACAAUGUCACCAUAACCUUUGAGAGUUUCCACACAGAGAGGGAGUUUGAUGUGCUAGAGAUUUUUGAUGGCCCCACAACCAACAGUCCAACUCUGGCAACGCUGAGCGGAGACCUGCCAACACCCUUUAACAUCACAACCUCCGGUCAUCAGUUUCUAGUCCGCUGGUCCUCAGAUCACGGCACCAACAAGAAAGGCUUCAAAAUUCGCUAUGUUGGUGAGUACCAAACCCUGUACUGCUCCACGCCAGACUCGCCCCUCCACGGCUCCAUAUCAUCUCAGACAGGCGGUCAUGUUAACAGCGUGGUGCGCUGGGCUUGUGACCGUGGUUACCGUCUUAUAGGCAAUGGCACGGCGACUUGCCGCCGUACGUCGCAGGGCUACCACUCCUGGGACUCUCCUGUGCCUGGUUGUCAAGCCGUCUCCUGCGGGCCACCUAAGGCACCAAUAAAUGGUGGAGUGCUAACUGCCGACUACUCCGUGGGAACAAGAGUUUCUUACUUCUGCAACGACGGAUACAGACUAUCCAGUAAAGAACUGACAUCAGCCAUCUGUCAGCCUGACGGAACAUGGAGCAACCAUAACAAGAUACCGAGAUGUUCUGUGGUAGUGUGUCCCAGCAUUGGGUCGUUUUCUCUGGAGCACGGCCGCUGGAGGAUUGUUAAUGGCUCGCACUACGAGUACAGAACUCGCAUCGUAUUCACCUGUGAUCCAGGGUACUACAGGUUAGGCCCCGCCCACAUCCAGUGUCUAGCCAAUGGGGUGUGGAGCUGGAAGAACGAGAGGCCGCACUGCCAGAUUAUCUCAUGUGGUGACCUGCCAUCGUCUCACAAUGGAAAGAAGAUUGGUACUCAGAUGACUUUUGGUGCUACGGCCAUCUUUACGUGCGAUGUUGGCUUCAUGUUGGUGGGGUCAGCUGUCAGAGAGUGCUUGUCAUCUGGGCUUUGGAGUGGAACGGAAACAAAGUGUUUAGCUGGCCACUGUGGAAUCCCAGAGGGAAUUGUGAACGGCCAGGUCAUCGGGGAAAACUUUGGGUACCGUGACACAGUUGUGUAUCAGUGUCUGCCUGGCUACCGCCUCAUAGGCUCAUCGGUUCGAAUCUGCCUCCAAGAUAACCAGUGGUCCGGACAGCUGCCCAUCUGCAUACCGAUCAGCUGUGGCCACCCAGGAAGUCCCAUCUACGGCCGCACGGUGGGAAAUGGCUUUAACCUCAACGAUGUGGUCAGCUUCGUUUGCAACCGGGGAUACGAAAUGGAGGGGCCCGCACGCGCUCAGUGCCAGGCCAACAGGCAGUGGAGCCACCCGCCCCCAACGUGUAAAGGUGGGGAGAAAAUGGUCAACUGCUCCGAUCCCGGCAUCCCAGCCAACUCCAUUCGGCAGAGUAAAAUAGAACAUGGCAACUUCACUUUCGGCACGGUGGUGUUCUAUGACUGCAACCCUGGUUAUUACCUGUUCGGAUCACCGGUGCUGACCUGUCAACCCACCGGACAGUGGGACAAGCCUCUUCCCGAAUGCAUAGUUGUAGACUGUGGCCAUCCAGGCUCUCCACCCAACGGCAUGCUGACUGGAGAGAAGUUCACAUUUGGUUCGACAGUCCGAUAUUCCUGUCUGGGUGGGAGGCAGCUAAAAGGAGAAUCUUCUCGGAUGUGUCAGCUCAAUGGGAUGUGGAGCUCCCCCAUGCCCUUCUGCUCGGGUGACAUUGCUGGUUCUUGUGGCGAUCCUGGCAUUCCCUCCCACGGCUCAAGGGAACAAACGGAUUUCAGGAUCCGUUCCAAGGUUUACUUCACCUGCUCAGAGGGCUAUGAGCUCAUUGGGUCUGCAGAGAGAAUGUGUUUCCCCAAUGGGACGUGGUCCGGCACUCAGCCCUUUUGUAAACCUAUUCAGUGUGGAAAUCCCGGCACUCCAACUAACGGCAGAGUAUUUCGCCUUGAUGGAACAACAUUCUCCCACUCUGUCAUCUACUCCUGCAUGGACGGUUACCUGCUCACUGGUGCCACCACCAGGCUGUGCCAGGCCAACGGGACAUGGUCAGGGGCACAGCCAAACUGCACUAUGAUAAACUGCGGGGAUCCUGGCAUCCCAGCUAACGGCCUUCGCUACGGUGAGGAUUUCACUAUUGGACAGAACGUUUCCUUUCAGUGCCAGCCGGGUUACAGGAUGGAGGAGGACGGGUCGCCUAUGAGGAUGUGCACCCAGAAUGGGACAUGGGGUGGAAACAUGCCCGUAUGUACAGCGGUGACCUGCUUGACUCCCCCUGCCAUCAGCAACGGCGUACUGCAGGGCAGUGACUUCGAAUGGGGCAGCAGUGUGAGCUACAGUUGCUCACCAGGGUACGAACUCUCAUUCCCGGCCAUCCUGACCUGCGUAUCCAAUGGCACCUGGAGCGGCAUGCUUCCGCAGUGCCUACCCAAGUUCUGUGGCGACCCAGGCACACCAGUCGGUGGUUUCAGAGAGGGUCGGAGUUUCAUUUAUCAAUCCGAAGUGUCCUUCAGCUGUUCUCCACCUCUGAUACUGGUCGGCACAGCAACCAGACUUUGUGAGAAUGACGGCACCUGGAGUGGAACUCAACCACGCUGCAUCGAACCAACUAAAACCAGCUGCGAUAACCCGGGAACGCCUCGCUAUGGCUCCCUGAACCGGACCUUUGGUUUUAAGGUGGGGAGCGUGGUGUCAUUUCAAUGCCAGUCGGGUCAUUUGCUUCAGGGAUCGUCAUCCAGAACCUGCCAACCCGAUCUGACAUGGACUGGGACACAACCUGAAUGCAUACCCCAUGCCUGUAAGCAGCCGGAGAGCCCGCUCCAUGUGGAAGUGGUGGGGAUGGAUCUUCCUGGAUUUGGCUACACCUUGGUGUACAGCUGUCAGCGUGGGUACUUCCUGGCGGGCGGCUCUGAGCACCGAGUCUGCAAGAGCGAUGGCACUUGGACGGGAAAGAUGCCAAUAUGUAGAGCUGGAGAGAAGAAGAAACCUGUGAAACCGUUACCAGGAACACCCAGCCCAAAACUUAACGUUCCAGAUGAUGUUUUUGCUCCUAACUACAUAUGGAAGGGUUCCUACAAUUACCGGGGCAGGAAGCAGCCAAUGACGCUGAGCAUCACCAGCUUUAACUCCACGACCGGGAGAGUAAACGUGACGCUCAGCAACGGCAACCUGGAACUGCUCCUGUCAGGAGUUUACAAGGCUUCAGAGGCCAGGCUUUUACUUCUGAUGUAUCAGGUGAACUAUGUUAACCAGGGAAGCCAACUGAAAGAUUCAGCCAUCUCUCCAGCCAAGAUCAUGGAGGACUCCUGGACUAUGGAUGGAUAUGUAUCAGCAGAGCCUGAUGGAUCUACCUACGUGUUCCAGGGUUUCAUUCAGGGAAAAGACUACGGACAGUUUGGACUACAGAGACUGGGUCUGAACAUGUCAGAGAGUCAAAACUCGACACCUCCACAGCUUGGUACCAACAGCAGUUCUGUGGCUAUUGCUAUUCUGGUGCCUUUCUUCGCUCUGAUCUUUACUGGCUUUGGAUUCUAUCUCUACAAGCAGAGAACUACUCCAAAAACACAGUACACAGGCUGCUCGGUGCACGAAAACAACAACGGCCAAGCUGCCUUCGAGAAUCCCAUGUACAACACCAAUGCCAAAGCUGUCGAGGGAAAGGCCGUCAGAUUUGAUCCUAAUUUAAAUACUGUCUGCACUAUGGUCUGAGGAGCGACUGUCCUCAGUCAAAAUUAAUGACUCGCAUUUCUAAUGGGACCACAACUGGUGCAAAGAUGGUGAAAAGGGCAAACUUUACCGAGGCCAAGCAUCAUGGUGUGAACAAGAACCAACCAACAAACCGAUCCUUUCUGUUUGGAAAAGAUCCCAGCUCCCACCCCUCGCCCACGCAGAGGAACAACUCUCCAGCUGAAACCAAAAUCCAGCAUCGGUUUGCUUAAAGCUAUCAGCAUCUAGUGAGAGAAAAGACUGCAAGGUGACAAAAAAAAAAGCUCAAUUUCUAUCCCCAACUCAGAGCAAGUUAUAGAAACUUUCUGAUCCGAUUCUAAACCAGACACAAACGCAAAACAUUUGAGCUCGUAUUUAACCUCGAUCGCUGUUUCUAAGACCAACUCGUGUGGGCAAGCCAUGACCUGCUGGUUGGACCCUGUGUGUCACCUCAAUUUUUACUUGAAGCAAAGAUUUAGAGAUCACAGAAGAGGUGUUCCAGCUGUAAUCACACAUCAGAAACUGAGGAGAACCUAUGACAUUAUCUAGAAAGGAUAUAUGUCAUUGAGGACACUGUGAAAAUAAACCGACAGUCAAAAAAAAUACUGACACCAGCAGAAUAUUGCUGAAGCCAACUAACUGGUUGCGAAUACCACGGGAAUACAACAACCUCACAAACAAACGGAACCAUCUCCAGUCUCAGUGACAAGCAGAGACUGGUGUUACUGGUCUCUGUUUUUUUUGUUUUCUUCUUACAUGGAGCCUAAGAAGGCUAAUUCUUCUAGAGAGACGCAAAAGUUGCUUUGAAAAGAGACUAUCCGCUAAGCGAGGGAUGAUGAUAGGGAUGGGGCAUCCCUGGAGAGGAAGCUGUAAUCCUGACUGAGCUGGGAUUAGAGCAAAGUGAAACUUACAAGGAGUCUAAAGUGAAACUAGCACUAACAGAAGAGAUGAGAGACUGACUCAUCUAAUGGAUAAACUGCCUCUAACGUGAUGAAGACAGCUUCUAACUGAACUGGAAGCAGAGUGAGUAAGUCAUUAGCAGAAAAAAAAAGAUGAGAUUUUACAAUCCUAA
This is a messenger RNA of Xiphophorus hellerii (green swordtail), 12932 nucleotides long. RefSeq names its product CUB and Sushi multiple domains 3b (gene csmd3b). Bases 935 to 11863 code for a protein of 3642 amino acids. Lineage: Eukaryota; Metazoa; Chordata; Actinopteri; Cyprinodontiformes; Poeciliidae. The transcript has 72 exons. The record is from RefSeq and is a predicted model, not a curated record.